Messenger RNA from Paramecium primaurelia, 2910 nucleotides. The record is from the annotation of a GenBank genome assembly. NCBI's taxonomy places the organism in Eukaryota, Ciliophora, Oligohymenophorea, Peniculida, Parameciidae.
AUGGAUGUUUCUACUAAAAUUUUACUUGACUCAACUAUUGAAUCAAAUAGAGAUUCCAAAAACAUCAUCUUUAGUAGAAUAAAAGAAAUUACUCUUGAAGCCUUUUCUAAAUAAUUUACUGAUGAAAUUCAUCAUUUGUAAGCAGAACUUAGAUCUGAAUAAGCUCUUAAUGAUUAAAUAAGAAGAGAAUUUUUAGAAAGAGAAUAAAGAAUUUUAUAAGAAUUUGAUUCUAAACAAAGAGAAUUUUAAUUAGAAUAUAUUAGAGAAAUAAAAAAUCUCCAAGAUUUACUUGAAGUUCAAGAAUCUUAAUUUUAAGUAUUCAUUUUUUCAAUCAAUUUAGAAAUAUUAAUUAUUAAAUGAAAAACUUAAUAAAUAAAUCAAAGAUAUGUAAAAUAAAGAAAUAUAAUUACAAAAUGAAAAUGUUAGAAUUAAAGAAAGUCUUUAACUUAGUGAUUAAAGAAAUAAAUCAUUGAGUUCAGAUAUUAAUGAAUAGAGAUAGAGAAAUGAAUCCUUAAAUUAAUUAAAUUAAUAAUUAGAUAGGUAAAAUAGGGAUUUUAAAAUUGAAUUUGAAAAAGUUCUUAAAGAACUAUCAGAUUUUAAAAAAAAAUAUUAAUAAUAUCUUGAUCAAAAUGUUGAACUAAAUUAAGAAAUUGAGUUAUUAAAAAAUGAAAAUGAAAAAAUGAAGACUAAGAAAUUAUAAGAUUAAUAAAAAUCAAAAGAAUUAUUAGAUUAAUUAAAAGAAAAGAGUAAUACUAAAAUAACUGAUCUAAAAAAUAAAUUAAAUUAAGCUUAAAAUAUAUAAAUAUAUUAACAAUAAUAGUUAGAAGAAUUUUAAGAAUUAAUAAAAGAUUCUGAAAAUUAAUUAAAUUAAUUACAAUAAAAUCAUAAAUAAUCUACAAAAUAAUUGGAAUAAUAGUAUAAAAAUGAAUUUCAGGAAAUUGAAAUAUAAUAUAUGAAUGAAAAGUAAAGUAUAGAAGAUAAUCUAAAAAAAUAUUAUGAAUAAAUAAUUUUAAGUAAAGAUAAAACCAUUUAAGAUUAAAUCAGAGAGAUCAAAUAAAUAAAAGAUAAACUUUAUUAAUAUAGUUUAGAAUAUGAUAAUUUUUAAAGACAAAUUCAGCAUUCUCAUUAAUAAUUGAUAUAAUUAUAGGAUGAAAUUAAAUAAUUAAACUUACAUUCAGAAGAACUUGAAAAAUUAAAUAGAGAACUUGAAUUAGAGUUAUCAAAGAAGGACUUAAAACUAAAGAAUUUAUUUUUAGAACUUGAAGAUGUUAAAAAAUUUUCAGAAUAAACUUUAAAUACAAUAAGAACAAAUUAAAAUUAAUUGAAUGAAGUUGAAAAAGAAAAGUAAUAAUAUUAAAGAUUAUUCUAAUAAAUUUCUGAUGGAUUAGAAAUAGAAAUUUAAGGAAGUUUUUCAUAUUAAAGACUAGGUUAAAAGCUUGAUUUAAAAGUAAGAUAAUUAAGGGAUGAUUUAAAAAAACAAUAAGAAGAGAUGAAAAAAUUAAAUGAGUAAUAUGUUUUAGAGAUUUAAGAAAAAGAAAAAAAAUUGAUGUUAUUGUAAGAUAAUUUUAAUGAUGAAAAUAAUAAAAUAUAAAAAACACUAUAAGAAUAACAAAUAGAAAACAGAAAAUAGAAAAAUGAAUUUAAAUAAAAGCUGGAUGAAUAGAAUAAAAUUAUUAUAGAUUUAUAAAAGGAUUAAAUUGAAAGUAAUAAUUAAUUAGAAUUUUUAUAAAUUUAAAAUUAAUAAUUCGCACAAGAUCUAGAAAAAAAUAAUGAAUAAUUAAUGAAAGCAUAAUAAGAAAUUAAUAAUUUAUUAAAUAGAGAAAAAAUAAAUUAUUAAGAUUCAAAAUAAAUAAUAAAUUAAAUUGUAAAUGAAAAAAACUAAAUAUAAUUAUAGUUAGAAGAGUCACUUUUUAAGCAAAAAACAUGUAAAUAGAGAAUUUAUCGAAUUAUAAAUAGAUAGAAAGAAUUAAUGAAUUUAUAAAUUUUUGAUAUGAAAAAUAUGCUUAUAAACAAAUUAAAGUAAUUAGAAAGUGAAUGUAAAAUAAUAUUACAAAAUUUAUAUAAAUAACAAUUAAUUAAAACAGAAAAUAAAAUUUAAAUGAUUGAAGCUGAAAAAUAAUAUGAAAUUGAAUAAAUGAAUUAUGAAAUUGAAUAAAAAAUAGAAAAUAUGAAAUAAUAAUUUAAAUAAUCUGAAUUAUUAAUUUAAGAGGAAGGUUAAUUUAAAUUAAAAUAAAAGUAAUAAUAAAUUGAUCAACUCAUUAUAUCAAAGAAUAAUGAUAUUGAAUUAUAAAAUUAAAUUAAUUCAUUACAAAGGGAAAAUGAAGAACUAUAGAAUUAAUUAUUAAUAUAAGAAUAAUUAAAAAUUGAACAAAAAUAAAUUUAUGAAUUAGAACUAUUAAAUCUUAAUAAACUAAUAAAAGAAUAAUAAGAGGAAUUGUAAAUAUUUAUAUUCAAUUUAGAAUUUCUUAAUAAUAGUUUUCAGAAUACACAAUGAACAGAGAAAGAUAAUAUUUUGAAUAAAGAUAUCAGGAUCUUAAAUAAAGAUAGGAUAAAAAAAUGGAAUAAAUUUCAUCAGAUUAUUAACUUCAAAUUAAUAAAUUGGAGAAUAUAAUUUAAUUGCCAUCAAAAUAAAUCUCACCUUUUAGAAUAAAUUAAAAAUCUCCAUUUCAAAAAUAAUCUAACUUAACAGGUAUUAUCAAUAUAUAUCAUAUAGCAAAUAAACAAUUGAAUGAUAGUAGUCCAAUAAUUAGUACUGCAGUUAAGACUCCAAAUAAGAAAAUAUCAUAAAUAGAUAAUGCAGAUAAAACUAUCGAAGAUUUGAGAUAAGAAAUAUAAUAACAAAAAGAGAAAUUGAGUAAAAUGAAAUUAUCAUUUACAGAAAGUUAAAAGAAACCUUAUAGAAGACCUUGA